Molecule: messenger RNA, 312 nt
Organism: Pelobates cultripes (western spadefoot toad)
Lineage: Eukaryota; Metazoa; Chordata; Amphibia; Anura; Pelobatidae
Source: the annotation of a GenBank genome assembly
AUGAGCCGCUACCCCCGUGCAGUCACUGCUUCUCCAGCCAGUUUCAGUUACUGGGACUCCAGCGUAACCCCUUCCUACUCAGGCCGGCAAUCCAAAGCUUGUGAGAAACCAUGUUACUGCUGCAACCACCAUGCAACUCCAUCCUCUCUAUACAUCAGAGAGUUAGUCAGUGAGUGUUCUAGAGAUUAUCCACGUCCAUUAGCCUGUGCUCGCUGUGGGAUUGGAUCAAAGCCCUGGAUGGAUCCAUGGUUGGAGAGUCCAGGCUGGCAAGUAAGGCGGCGGACAUAUUGUGAUAAUUUUUCACCCAGUUAA